Messenger RNA from Racocetra fulgida, 307 nucleotides. The record is from the annotation of a GenBank genome assembly. Lineage: Eukaryota; Fungi; Glomeromycota; Glomeromycetes; Diversisporales; Gigasporaceae.
UUUAGCCUCGUCUUUCGCCGUCAGGCCAAAAUGGCAUCGUCUAAUUACACCAAUUGCUUCUUCGAAAAGUUCAUUUGCAGCUAAACUGAGAGGGGAUUCAUUAUCGCAGAAGCCUUUUAAACCUUCUGAGCUGGCGAAGAAAUGGGAAAGGAUACCAGAAGGAUUGCGAACAACUAUUCCUCCAGAUUUUAUAUAUAUUAAAAAAAGAAAAGAAACCUUUAAGUCAAUAGCAAAGCAGUUAUACUUUGAGGUUGUUAAUUACAAGAUUGAUAUUUUAAACUUUAUAGAAGAUAAAAUUGAUAGUUAG